Molecule: messenger RNA, 2319 nt
Organism: Durusdinium trenchii
Lineage: Eukaryota; Dinophyceae; Suessiales; Symbiodiniaceae
Source: the annotation of a GenBank genome assembly
GAAAGCACUUCAGACUUGAGCAGCUGACGGCGCAAAUGGAUGGCGAAGCCGAUGUAAAUGGACCAGGCGAGCGUUGGAGGACGCAAGCGCCGUGCUGAACUCUCCGCUCGCUUGGCUCAUCAGUUGCAUGUUUUCUUGGAGUCACAAGAACGGGCUAGAUUUGAGGCUGUCAGAGUGGAGCUUGUGCAACAAGAGCAACAAUGGGCAAUUGAGGCGUCAAAGCUGGAAAGACAAUUGGGGAGUUUUGGGGUGAGCAAUGCGUCGCAUGUGUGCCUUCCACAAGGUCAUUUGGAAGUUGCUUCGCAUGAAGAAGGCAGCCUGAGCGGCAGCUUCACCUCUGUGGUUUGGAGUUCUACAAGGGAAAGAAGUGUUGUGAAUUCACGCAGUCACACCACUGGAGCAUUUGAUGGAGUUCCUGGCACGUGGAAAGGUGGUAACACCGCAGGCACCACAGACCGGAGCACCACCUUCCGUCCAUGUGCUUUGGCCCAAAGAGUUGCAACAUGUCCUCCAGAGGCAAAUUGCACAGAUCACCCAUUGCAAAAUCGUUCCGUGGACGCCAUUUCAAGUGCUUCGGAUUCAAAAGCAGCCAUGGCAAUCAAAGUUGCAGUCAAUGCGGAUGCGGCACAUUUUGAUGAUUUUCAUGAGCAUUUAAAGCUUUUGUUGGCAGCGCGUGCCAAUGUCUUAGCUGCAGAAGAAGCCUUGGCGACACUGGAGAAGGAUGUGGAAGCAGCCUGGCAGCCCGACCACUUGCCAUUAUGUCCAAAGCCGGAAACAGAACCUGGAGACAAGCAUGGUACUACAAUUAACACCUGGGACCAUGAUACUACAAGCGCCUGUGAGCCCCCCAGCCCGCAGGUAAACAAGGCCAGCCGCAAAGAUCGCAUGCAAGAUAAAGUGUCACAAAGCGUGUCACAAAGCAGGAAUCAAAGUUGGAACGCAAGGUUCGACGAAAGGUUCGAAGUGACUGAGAGACCGAAAGUCACAAAGCCCAAAGGGGCCGAAGGACUCGAAGGGACGAUGAAGCCCGAUUCUGUUUUGCGCGGUCGACUGCAUGAAAUCUUCCAAAAACCGAAGCCAAAGUCUGCUGCUUUGGCAGUUCCAGAGGUUACAGAUGUUCCCGUAUUGCCCGAGCAAUCAUUGAGCAAAGCUUCGCUGAAGCCGCUGGAAAUUCAACAUUUUGCACGAGACUUCAUGGAGGCCGCAGAGGCCAGGAUAGAAAAGACAGUGGUUGAGACUUUGGAUGAUCAAGAGCGUCACCUACACCUAACUGGACCUGGAGCAGGCGGACAGGGGGCCAUUGCCGAUGGUGGAAGAGUGGCUGAAGUCGGUAGCCCUCAUGGGGACAUCGAAGUUUCUCCAAUGAAGCCUUUGGAGAAUGAGACAGAAGAAGCACCAGAGCCGGUGGAACUUGAGAAGAGGAUGGAAAUGUGGACGAACGCAGUUGAUGUCCUCAGAGCUCCUACGGAGCCCUCCAUUGCUUUCAAGACUUCCACUGCGAUGCUAGAUGGGCAGAAAACGGAGCUCCAGCUUGAAGCAGACUUUGCCAGGCGUCGCCUCACUGCGAUCGCGAAACAUCGUAAAGUCUUGAAAUUGUUGCAAGAGAAUGGGGACAAAUGGUUGAAACAAUCAAUUGCAAAGAAUUGGACGGAGCGAAUGAAAUCGGCCGAGAGGGCCAGUUUGGCUUCUUGCAGCACCCGCACCAGCCACUUGUUUAGCUUGAUGCUUUGUGUUGAAGCAGCAGUUGCUGGCUAUGACGCAGAACGCCAAAACUUGUUGAACCUUGACUUGAAUGAAGAUCAUCGAGCUCAACUUCCACGGGCUUUCACUGCCUUGGAUCGUGAAGUGGCGCGGGCUUUGAGGUCGAUCAGUGAAACUCGCCGCCUCUUCGACUCCGGUGGAGUGCGAUCGACGGACUCCGUCGAAGUCCGUCGGCGCGUGGACGAUCGACGACGCUCCGAAUGGGCGACGGUGUAUGCCGACCUGUUACAGAUUGAGUCCAAAGGAUCCACAACAAUCACUUUGAAGACUGCACAAGGCCUUGCAUGGGCCAAGAUGUGACGUGAGAUAUGACCAGAGGCCGCAAAAGGAAGCACGAGGAAAACACGGGACACGUUCCGCCUCUCACGCCUGUCACGGAUCUUUUUGCUAAAUCGAAAGGUUCAGAACGCCCUCCCUCCGCAAGUCGUGGAUGCAAAGUGGUCUUCGACCUGGAGUUUACUGCUCAAGGUGACGCUGUGAGCAGAGAGGCCACGCGGACGAGCGUAUGGAGCAGAGGACCAGCAGAAAGCAGAUCUCACAUUGGAAAAAGAAUCAUGC